Messenger RNA from Rubroshorea leprosula, 2019 nucleotides. NCBI's taxonomy places the organism in Eukaryota, Viridiplantae, Streptophyta, Magnoliopsida, Malvales, Dipterocarpaceae. The record is from the annotation of a GenBank genome assembly.
UUCGUCCCCGAUCGAUUUCCGGUGCCGGUGGCAGGUCAGUUCUACUCCGUCAGUUCUUCGUUUUUACGGGCAUAAUUCUGUUUCGAUUCUCCUGAUUCAACCAUGUCAAUGCUCGAUUCCUUCUUCAACAAGGGCUUCAAAGCUUCCAAAUGCAAAACCUUACUAAAAUUGACGAUUCCGCGAAUAAAACUACUGAGGAACAGAAGAGAACUUCAGAUAAAGCAGAUGCACCGAGACAUUGCCAAGCUUCUUGAGACUGGUCAAGAAGCUACUGCUCGCAUUCGGGUGGAGCAUAUAAUAAGGGAAGAGAAUAUGAUGGCUGCUCAGGAGAUCCUUGAGCUGUUCUGUGAGCUCAUUGCUGUCCGGCUUCCUAUUAUUGAAACACAAAGGGAAUGUCCUCUAGACUUGAAAGAGGCAAUAGCUACCAUCUGUUUUGCAGCACCAAGAUGUGCUGAUCUACCUGAGUUGCUGCAGAUUCAAAUGCUAUUUGCUUCCAAAUAUGGGAAAGAAUUUGUUUCAGCUGCUACUGAGCUGAGGCCAGAAUGUGGUGUUAACCGUCAGGUUAUAGAACUGCUAUCUAUUCGUGCUCCUUCACCUGAAUCAAAAUUGAAGCUUCUUAAAGAAAUUGCUGAAGAACAUGAGUUAGAUUGGGAUCCUGCAGCCUCUGAAACAGAGUUUCUCAUACCACAUGAAGAUUUACUGAAUGGUCCAACACAGUUUGUCAGUGGGUCUAAGUUGCCCCUUCCUGAAGAGAAACACAAAGAAAUAUUUAAGCAUGUUGGUGAUCAAGUCAACAAUGAUGAGCAUGAUUCUGUUUCAGCCUUUGACCCUUUGGAUUUUCCUGAGGUUCCUAAGUCAAUUUUACAGCCCAGUGCAAAUGUUGCAUCAGCUCCAGCAGCCAGCUCACUUGCACCAGUUGUAUCAGACACUGAAAUUGAUCAGGAUCAGGAAUUGUCAAAACACUCAGGAGCUACUGAAAAUAUGUCACAAGUGCCACUUGUGGAGCCUGAGGCAUUGACACAGGAAAGAUCAGUUGUGAACAAAGAGGAAAUAUCUGAUGAUUUACUUGGUCCUAAGGAAAAUAAACAGUUUUUGCCAUUCAUUUCUCUUCCAUCUCUAUCUACUGAAUUGACUCCGGCAAGAAAGAGUAAUUCACCACCUGCUGUUUCAAGGACAAAAAGUGGGGCCAAUAUAGACUUGCAGGAUGUUCUAGCAGCUGCUCACACAGCUGCUGAAACUGCCGAGCGUGCAGCAGCAGAAGCUCGCUCAGCAGCUAGUCUCGCACAGAUCAGAAUUGCUGAACUCACUCAGAAAAAGAAUAACCAGGUCACUAGUGAUAGUAGCUAUGAGAACCCAUUUCAUGCAGAUAUUCCUGAUCAACCAGCUAGUGCAGAGAAGCCAAAUUGUGAUCAUCAGAACUCUUUUGGUAAUCAGGAUGAGGUCUUAUGUUCUGCGGACUCGCAUCAGGUUCAUAAACACCGAGAACCAGAGUUUUCAAGUCUUCCCUCGUUUGAGAAACUCAACUUGGGUUUUGACUCGCCUAUUUCCAUUGAUCAUGCAGUUCACCAGCCACAGCGAUUACCUUCAUUGGAUGAUGGGCCAUAUUUUGCAUACCCAAAUCUGUUUUCAGCACAGAACUCAAACCUUGGAUGUGGUUCUUUUACUGAUAAUUCCCAGCCCCCAAAAACCCAUUAACUCGAAGGCUUCCAUGUCCGCUUCCAUCUUAUUUUUUGGUUUUCCUGUGUGAUUUGAGGCCAAUAUUAGUUUUUAUAAUUGGUUUCCAUCUCUAUUAAUUCUGUAGAGUUAUGAAUUCCCUUUUUUGCCUACUUUUUUUUUUUUCUUUUUCUUUUUGGGUUUUGUUCAAUAAGGAGGUUAUUAGUAUUGCGUGAGUGUAUUAUAGAUGUAAGGCGUUGAGACACUUGGUAGUAUGGCAUGAAGAAUUUUCAAUGAUUCAGCUACGAAGCUUUUGUGAGGUUGAUGAGUGUCUAUGAACCGUGUAAAUAAACCAUGUUUAUAGAA